Kluyveromyces marxianus DMKU3-1042 is the source of this 1665-nucleotide messenger RNA. RefSeq names its product serine/threonine protein kinase SAT4 (gene SAT4). The transcript has a single exon. Lineage: Eukaryota; Fungi; Ascomycota; Saccharomycetes; Saccharomycetales; Saccharomycetaceae. Gene Ontology annotation, molecular function: ATP binding; protein serine/threonine kinase activity. Gene Ontology annotation, biological process: intracellular monoatomic cation homeostasis; intracellular signal transduction; protein phosphorylation. The coding region runs from base 1 to 1665 and encodes 554 amino acids. The record is from RefSeq and is a predicted model, not a curated record.
AUGAGCAUCGGUCCAGUGCCUGAACAGGCUGGUAUACGACAGGACUCGCCAGUGGUGCGUACUAAGUCGAGAAAGGGCACCAUUACGUCGAAAAUAGGUAAGAUUUUUGGCGUCUCUAAAAACGAAGACCUUCUGAACAGUCAAGCACAGGGUCAGGAUAAGGCACAGGCCACAUCUCAAGGCCAGGAUAAAGCUCCUCCAUCGCCCCCAACUUCUGCUUCGUCCUCGUGCUCGAGUUCUGUUGCAUCUUCCAGGUAUCACGCUGUUUCUUCCCCUAGAGCAUCGGGCGUUUCGGCAAAACUCCAGAGCGGCAAUGGCGCCAGCAAUGGCCAAGGUAAUGGCCCAGGUAAUGGACCUGCUGUUGCUGCCGCCUCUAACGGCACGCCCGUCCAGCGUAGCGCUUCUCCGGUUCCCUCGGCUAGCAGUGCGUCGAUAAACGCCAGGUUUGUCGUUCACGAGGACGGCUCCCACGAACACAGCUUGAAGAACGCCAAGAGACAGGAGAAGCUAGGAUCCAUGAUCAAGAACAUGCUAGGGGCCCAGAAACUUCGGGGCGAGGCCAAGUCUGCCGUGCCUGAUAUUCUUAUAAAGUCGAUGAAGUCCGGGGACCCGCCCUCUUUGUUUUCCGGGCUCAUCAAGCAGGUGAACGCCAAUGCCAGUGGCACUGCCUUCCCUUACAGCGGGGCGACCCAGAUUAUUGGGGCAAAACGAGACGACCAGCCACAGUCCAGUCGUGCAGAUAUAGACGAGGCAACCACCGUCAACCCGCUGCACAACCAGAGCUCCGUCACAUUCGCUGAAAAAUACGGCAGGUGCCAGGAAGUCAUCGGCAAAGGCUCGUUCGGAACUGUGCGUAUUUGCCACAAGAAGAACUUGAAGGGUGCCAACGGCGAAAUCCUAUACGCGGUAAAAGAGUUUAGAAGAAGACCAACGGAAAACCCAGCAAAAUACUCCAAGAGGCUCACCGCAGAGUUCUGCAUCUCGUCUUCUUUGAAACAUACCAACAUCAUAGAUACCCUGGACCUUUUCCAGGACGCCAAGGGCGACUACUGCGAAGUCAUGGAGUACUGCUCCGGCGGUGACUUGUUCACUUUGAUCAUCGCUGCUGGGAAGCUAGAGUACCAAGAGGCAGACUGUUUUUUCAAACAGCUCAUCACAGGGGUCGUCUACAUGCACAACAUGGGUGUUUGUCACAGAGAUUUAAAACCGGAGAAUCUCCUACUCACCCAUGACGGUGUCUUGAAAAUCACAGAUUUCGGUAACAGCGAGUGCUUCAGAAUGGCUUGGGAGAAAGAAAUCCAUCUAAGUGGCGGCAUUUGCGGUUCAAGCCCUUACAUCGCCCCAGAAGAGUACACUCAGGACGAAUUCGAUCCAAGAGCAGUCGAUAUCUGGGCCUGCGGUGUUAUAUACAUGGCAAUGAGAACCGGUCGCCAGCUUUGGGCAACCGCUCAAAAAGAAGAUGAGUUCUACAUGAAGUAUCUCAAGGGAAGGAAAAACGCAGCUGGUUAUGAUCCCAUCGAAAAAUUGAAACGUGCCAGGUGCAGAAACGUCAUAUAUUCGAUACUAGACCCUGUACCGAGCAGAAGACUUAACGGUAAUCAAAUUUUGAACAGUGAGUGGGGUAGAGAAAUCGUUUGCUGCCAUCAAGGUCACCCUGUAAGGUAG